Echinops telfairi (small Madagascar hedgehog) is the source of this 1069-nucleotide messenger RNA. It is a transcript of the gene BNIP1, whose product is annotated as BCL2 interacting protein 1. Gene Ontology annotation, molecular function: SNAP receptor activity. The coding region runs from base 5 to 691 and encodes 228 amino acids. Gene Ontology annotation, cellular component: endoplasmic reticulum; SNARE complex. The record is from RefSeq and is a predicted model, not a curated record. NCBI's taxonomy places the organism in Eukaryota, Metazoa, Chordata, Mammalia, Afrosoricida, Tenrecidae. The transcript is spliced from 6 exons. Gene Ontology annotation, biological process: retrograde vesicle-mediated transport, Golgi to endoplasmic reticulum.
CAACAUGGCGGCUCCCCAAGACGUCCACGUACGGAUCUGUAAUCAAGAGAUUGUCAAAUUCGACCUGGAGGUGAAGGCGCUUAUCCAGGAUAUCCGCGAUUGCUCAGGACCACUCGGUGCACUCACGGAACUGAACACUAAAGUCAAAGAGAAGUUUCAGCAGUUACGGCACAGAAUCCAGGAGCUUGAGCAGUCAGCUAAAGAGCAAGACAAGGAGUCGGAAAAGCAAGCUCUGCUGCAGGAAGUGGAGAAUCACAAGAAGCAGAUGCUCAGCAACCAGACCUCCUGGAGGAAAGCAAACCUCACCUGCAAGAUAGCCAUCGACAACCUGGAGAAGACCGAGCUUCUGCAGGGGGGAGAGCUCGUCCGGCAGAGGCGAACCCCCAAGGAGAACCUGGCCCAGACGUCCAGCAGCAUCACCGAGAGCCUCAUGGGUAUCAGCAGGAUGAUGUCCCAGCAGGUGCAGCAGAGCGAGGAGGCCAUGCAGACUCUAGUUACUUCUUCACGAACUAUCCUGGAUGCAAAUGAGGAGUUCAAGUCCAUGUCAGGGACCAUCCAGCUGGGGCGGAAGCUCAUCACCAAGUACAAUCGCCGCGAGCUGACGGACAAGCUCCUCAUCUUCCUGGCCCUGGCGCUCUUCCUUGCGACCGUCCUCUACAUUGUGAAGAAGCGGCUCUUCCCGUUCUUGUGAGACCUGCGAGCCCCAGCUCCGGCCCUCGGAGCUCUGUGCUGGGACCCGCCCACACCUCUCGCCCUGGCCCGACCCGGCGCACGGAGCAGCAGUCGGCUGCCCUGGCUGAGAAGUGGACAGAAGCUUGGCUCCUGGCUUCUUGCAAGAGGCGAUGUGCAGGGCGAGCCAAGCCCAGUGGAGGGAGGAGACCUAUCAUCAGGACGCCCAGAGCCGGGUGCACACAGCACGUGCAGGCCAGCCUUGGGGACAUGAGGACCUCCUGUCCUUCCCCUCCCAGGCACCCUCUAAGCCCAGGCUGGGGAGGCUAGGAAGGAGGAGUGGGAAGGACGAGGAACCCGCACAUCAUUCCUGAAUAAAGCGGAUGCGUUUCAUAUCUCA